Messenger RNA from Penaeus monodon (black tiger shrimp), 1170 nucleotides. RefSeq lists its product as uncharacterized. Lineage: Eukaryota; Metazoa; Arthropoda; Malacostraca; Decapoda; Penaeidae. The record is from RefSeq and is a predicted model, not a curated record. Gene Ontology annotation, molecular function: RNA endonuclease activity; single-stranded DNA endonuclease activity; metal ion binding. Gene Ontology annotation, cellular component: mitochondrial inner membrane; nucleus. Gene Ontology annotation, biological process: apoptotic DNA fragmentation.
UCAUCAUGGCUGUUGCGCUUCUCUAUUUGCUCUGUGGCGUACUCGCUGUCGCUGCUGGUGAGGACUGUGUGUUUGAGAAGAAAGUCGAUUUCCCUAAGAUUUCUCCCCUCAUAAUAAACACGGCGCUGAAGUUCGUGCUCCCAACCAAGGAAAACGACUCGGUCUUAAUCAGGAUACCCACCGGUACUGCCCUGACCUUAGCGUGCCCUGGGAGUGUGAUAACAGGACAAAAGAAGGAGACUGUAGCAGCCAAGUGUACCGGAGGAAAUGUGCUUUCAGUCGAUGGAAAAAUCAGUGUCUGCUACGAAGAAAACAACGAGACGACGCUGUAUUCGAAGCACACGAUCCACGGAGCAAACAUCGCUGCUAAGGAUAUCGACCCUAAGAGGCCUUCUUUCAAGACUUCCAAAGGUUUUUUCAACAUCUCCAUGAAAACUUGCUACGAGAAGAAAACUCAGCUGAAGUUAAUGCAAGAUCUCCUCCAAGAUAAUAGCAUGGCGGAGACGUACAUCUUCCCCAAGAAGCAAUACUACUUCGCCAAGGGACACCUGGCUCCUGACGCCGACUUUGUGACGGAGGCGGAGCAGGACGCGACUUACUACUAUAUCAACGCCGUUCCCCAGUGGCAGGCCUUCAAUAAUGGGAACUGGAAGUACCUGGAAGUGGCAACACGCACGUUGGCCGAGUACUUAGGGACGGACCUGGAGAUCUACACCGGGGCUUGGGGAGUCCUGGAGUUAGACGACGUCAAUGCAAACCCUGUUGAGGUAUACCUUGGGUUGACCGCAAGCGAGCGUGUUGUGCCUGCCCCGGCCGUCACCUGGAAGGUUAUUUACGACAAGAAAAACUCCCGUGCCGUGGGCGUCGUGGGCUUGAACAACCCGCACAUCACCAGCCCGCCCACUCCACUGUGUUCGGAUCUGUGCAGUUCUCUCCCUUGGAUCGAGUUCGACGUGAAUGACCUUGGCCACGGCUUCACUUACUGCUGCGCCGUCCAAGACCUACGGGCAUCUAUACCUCACGUCCCCGACCUCGGUGAUGUCUCCCUGCUCGAUGUCAGCCUCGGGAGCAGCGGAGGUGGAUGCUAGUGAUAAGGAUGGCGCUGUUAUCGUUAUCUCUGUCUCUUUUUCUGGUUGAUGGAAAGAGACCGGAAUAAAUUUGCAAAUGAAA